This is a messenger RNA of Klebsormidium nitens, 1988 nucleotides long. The record is from the annotation of a GenBank genome assembly. Lineage: Eukaryota; Viridiplantae; Streptophyta; Klebsormidiophyceae; Klebsormidiales; Klebsormidiaceae.
CAGCAUGGGAACUUGUGCUGAGCAGCUUGCUGGCCUGCUGGAACAAUUUCACUUUAAUACUUAGUAGUAGUAAUAGUAAUAGGCGGAAAGACCAACAACAUGGCGCCCUGGGAUGUAAUGCACCAGGCAGAACGCAACGCCAGUUCUAACCCUCUGCACGCUCUGGUCACUUGCUGCGAGAUCCAGCUCCACAACCUUCACAACAGCAUGCGCACCUGGCAAAAGAGCUGGCAAGCGGGGCAGCAUCCAUUUGCAAAUUUAGAGUACAGCGAUGAUGCUCCAGGGGCCUCAUGGAACGCCACUGAUCGAUCUGUCUCUGGACGUUCAGCGGAGCCAGGAAGCCGUGUCAAGGAGGGGAAAAGCUCGGACGAGAUCUCGCCUUGUUGCAUGACGAGAGGGGGCGGAAGUAGCGGCCGAUCAGAUCAUUCACUUCGGUGGCGAAGAGAAGAACGAUCCGCUUCUUUGGGAGCAGUAGAAGAAAAAGGUCGAAAAGGUCAGGCAAGGGGCGUUUUGAAAGGCAUUCGUGGUCACAAUGGAGGGGAUCAAAGAAAGGGCAAUCUUGACAAUCAGGAUGGGCAGCAACUGCAACUUGGGGCCGCCCGCCUCUCGUUACUUCCCUUUGCUAGCAUCAAUGUCCCCAAGAUCCUAAACCCGCACCUCCUUGGGGAUCCCCUCGCCAGCUGUCGCCACGCGGCGCCGCCAGCAGCGCAGCUCAUCGACAGAGUCAAACAAGUGGCCAGUUCCGCCCUGCUCAAGAGAUCUGCGGUCUUACCCGAACCUGAUGUGAAGCUGUCACAUUGGGAGCCUUUUCAGGGGGACACCGUGGCGGUUUUAGUCACAGUGCCCCGACCCCGGGGGCUGAUCGACCACUUUCAUCUAGCCAUGAGAAGACAAUUCCCCGCCCUUGGGCCGUUAGUUUCGGUGGCAGUUGAGAAGGAGGAUGUUCCGGCGUUUCCCAGGGGGGAUGACGGCAGCUGGCGGGCGUUGAUACCGACCACCCCCCUGGACAAGUCGGGAACGAGGGAAUUGCAGGUGCUUGUGCGGGAUGGCCGCCACUCUUUGUACGACCGGGUGAUCUACCUGAAGAACAGGGACUACAUCAUUGAGAAAAUUCGGUUGCCGGAGCGCAAGUCUGGGCUGAUAGGUGGCGCAACCUCAAAGGAGCUAGCUGCGAUGGGCGCCCUCCGGACGGUUCGGACGCCACGUCAGCUGUGGAGCGGUCCGUUCCUGCGGCCGUCCGUUGGCCACGUGACCACGGACUACGGCGUGCAGCGGUACUUCAACGGCCAGUUCGCGGAGGGGUACUACCACCGGGGCGUCGACUACGGCGCCGCGACGGGCUCCCCAGUUGUGUCUCCGGCCGGUGCGCGUGUGGCUCUCGUCGGUCGGGAGGAGGACGGGUUUCGGUUACACGGUAACUGCCUCGGGUUAGACCACGGUCAAGGGGUGGUUAGCACGAUGCUUCACUUGGACAGAGUUCACGUGAAAGAAGGGGACGUCGUGAAAGCGGGACAAGUCCUCGGGACGGUUGGGGAGACGGGGAUCGCAACGGGGCCGCAUCUGCACUGGGGUUUGUACGUGAACGGAGAGUGUAUCGACCCAGAGCAGUGGAUGCAACCUCAAUCCUGGUUGUAGGGGGAAAACGCGCUCGUUAUGUGGAUUCUUCAUCGUUAAAUGUAGAACGAAACGCAUGCAGAGCAGAUUGUGCGGCUCACAAAAUAGUAAGAUCUGUAAUAAGGUUUCCAAAGUCUCAGAUCCUAAUAGGUGCCCGACUUUGUCGUAAAAGCAGCACGCGCUUGGGGCUCUGCAGAGGUGAUUACUAAGGCGGCUACAGCACACAGCGCGUGCUGCGUGAAUUACGCAAUGUGCACCGCACAAUUGAUCUUGACUCCCAUCAGCUGGCAUGAACUGGGGCAUCCAACAGAAAAAUGAAUCGCGGUUUGGCCGCGAUGGCUGACCCGCCUACUUUUCCUAUAAACAUUUCCAGG